AAGGUACCCAGCUCGCUGCGCCAUGCACAAUACCCCAUUUUCUGUAGCUGGGAUGUCGUCCUCGACGGCCUCGCACCAUGGCCCUAAUUUGAACGCGUGGGGAAGCACCAGCACAGGUGGUUCAACUUUCGGCGAGUCACUUUCGCAGUCACGAAGCCACUAUCAGUCCGGUUACCUCAUGUCCGCGUCUCAGAGCAAUCACUCGCCACAAGGAAACCAACGGGCUGACGAGGUUCCGGUGGUUCAAACGAAAGCUAAAAUGAACCAGGUGUUGUCUAGGGCGGAUUUUGGGAUGGACUCCAUGUUUCAAAGCAGCAGGCAACGCCAGGCACUGGCAGAUGAAGAUGCACCACCGAUGACAUCUGUCAACGACAUUCCCAAUGAGAUUAUUCUAGACUCACCGAACCCUACUCGUUUUCAACCUAGAAAUUCCGCGUUCGGACACAGAAAGGUUCCAUCUGCCAGUGCCCAGAUUGCGCAGCACCAGCCGCUGUAUGUUGUUGUCUUUGGAUACCCUGCGGACAAGUACAGCGUGACAGUGGAAUACUUCAAGUCACUAGGAGACGCCACCGACAUAGAGCACAAUUCCGAGAUUAUGAACUGCUUCAGGAUAGGUUACAGGGACCCAGGGGAUGCGAUGAGGGCCGUGCGGAAGAAUGGUGAAGUUCUUGGUGGAAGUUGGAUGGUCGGCGCCAAGUGGGCAGACGCAGCACAAGCAGAAGCACUACUUGGACAGCCGGUGACCCGAGUGAAUGGCAGCGGUGCGGAAUCGCCUGCAAACGCCAUGGCUGUCGAUGAACCUAUGUCUCCCUCGACAUCAAGCGUACCGCACACUCCGACCGUCGGAACCCCCAUUAGGCUGGCGCCUUCAGCUCUGGCAUUCAAAAAGACUGGUGCCGCGUCGGCUGCACCUUCAAAGCCAUCCGUGACUCCGAGAUGGGGUACACCAGGAGGGGUGGCACCUGGCACGGCGCCUGCGGGUGGGGACCGCCCCAUGUAUACCGCUACGCCUCCCUCGAUCCAAGCAUCUCCAAGUAAAGGUGUCAUAGGACAGGUGUCGGACCUCUUAUUCGGUUGGUAGAGCUGUUCGUAUGUUGUUAUGUCUGGGUUUAUAAUGACUUGACAUCUUCUGUU
Molecule: messenger RNA, 1134 nt
Organism: Laccaria bicolor S238N-H82
Lineage: Eukaryota; Fungi; Basidiomycota; Agaricomycetes; Agaricales; Hydnangiaceae
Exons: 6
Coding region: 23-1081 (352 amino acids)
Biological process (GO): nuclear pore organization; NLS-bearing protein import into nucleus; regulation of DNA-templated transcription
Cellular component (GO): nuclear membrane; nuclear pore central transport channel; nuclear pore nuclear basket
Molecular function (GO): phospholipid binding; structural constituent of nuclear pore; single-stranded DNA binding
Source: RefSeq, a predicted model, not a curated record